AAACUGACUUAACCUUUACGGUAGAAAGCUCGGCGUGGUUUGAUGUGAAUAUUCUCAAGAUCUCAAAGCUCUUUCCAUUCUCUCUUCCUUUUUGUGAAAUUUGGUGUGUGAAGAUUUAGGUAAAGAUUUAGGUAUACCCGACAAUCCUCUCGUCUAUUACAUUAUGUUAACAUGCCCCUGAUAGUUGUAUCUGGGAUACCAUGCAGCGGCAAAACAACGAGAAGUCUCGAGUUGAAAAAAUACUUUGAGGAAAAGCUAAAAGACAGCGGACAAAAUGUAGAAAUAAUCAGUGAAAACGACGCAAUAAUCCAAGCAGGUUAUGAUAGGAAUGUAUACUUUUCAGAUUCGAAGAAAGAGAAAGCUAUCAGGGGUUCAACGAUAUCGGAUAUUCAACGAAAAUUGCAGCCGCAGAAACUGUUGAUAUUUGAUGCUAGCAAUUAUAUCAAGGGUUAUCGAUAUGAGAUCCGUUGUAUGACCAAACUUUAUAAGACUACUCAAUGUACGCUGUUCUGUAAUUUACCAAUCGAGCAGGCCUGGAUUUGGAACGACAAACGGCCUGAGUCUGACCGAUAUAAUAAAGAAAUCUUUGAUGCACUUGUAUCCAGGUAUGAAGAACCAGAUUCUAAUUUCCAAUGGGACAAUCCACUUUUUACUGUUUUACCAGAGGACAAUUUGAUGUAUGAUGAAAUUUACUGUUGUCUGUACAAAGGAAAAUUACCGAAACCAAAUAAGAGUACCCAGAAUAUACCGUUAGCAUCUGCAGAUUAUUUAUAUAGUUUGGACAAAAUAACAAAAAAUGUAACAGAUGUGAUAUUGAAAAUGCAACAACAAGGAAUAAAAACUGAUAUAAAAAUACCACAUUCUAAUGUGAAUUUGGAACGCACGACCGAUCCGGGAAAACUUGCAUUGUUGCGAAGACAGUUUUUAACUUUUAGUAAACAACAGAACCAAGCUGAUCAAAUUGCCACAUUAUUUGUACAGUAUCUCAAUAAUAAUAUACAAUGAAAUUAGAUGUA
Molecule: messenger RNA, 1016 nt
Organism: Pogonomyrmex barbatus (red harvester ant)
Lineage: Eukaryota; Metazoa; Arthropoda; Insecta; Hymenoptera; Formicidae
Product: protein KTI12 homolog
Source: RefSeq, a predicted model, not a curated record